CUGUUGCACCCUGCUGCAGCGUGACGCGCGUGCGCGCGAGGUGAAGUCGGAUUCCGGCGGGGAUUCGGAACUCGGCACAACACCGGGCAGCAGCGGAGCGGAGGAGCAGAGUCUGAGAGAGAGGAGCAGCACAGGAGGGGUUCUGUACCUGCGGCUCCGGGCAGCAUGGCUGAAGGAGGAGAAGGAGAGGAGGAGAUUCAGUUCUUACGAACUGAGGAUCAGGUGGUGCUGCAGUGCACGGCGACUAUACUGAAGGAGCAAAUUAAGCUAUGCUUGUCCUGUGAAGGAUUUGGGAAUCGCCUCUGCUUCCUGGAAACAACAUCUAAUGCACAGAAUGUUCCACCGGAUCUGGCUAUCUGCUGCUUCAUCCUGGAGCAGUCCUUAUCUGUCCGUGCACUUCAGGAGAUGCUCUCUCACACCAGUGAGGCAGUGGAUUUGGAUAAAUGGUCAUCACAAGGUGGAGGCCAUCGAACGCUCUUGUAUGGACACGCCAUCCUGCUCAGACACACACACUCAAGCAUGUAUCUGAGCUGCUUGACCACCUCACGCUCCCUCACAGACAAGCUGGCCUUUGAUGUCGGCUUACAGGAGGACUCGACAGGUGAGGCGUGUUGGUGGACAAUUCACCCUGCGUCCAAACAGAGGUCAGAGGGUGAGAAGGUCAGGGUGGGUGAUGAUCUCAUCUUGGUCAGUGUAUCAUCUGAAAGGUACCUGCAUCUGUCUUAUGCCAGUGGAGAUCUGAUGGUGGAUGCCUCCUUCAUGCAGACCCUGUGGAACAUGAACCCAGUCUGCUCCGGCUGUGAACUGGCUGAAGGGUACCUGACGGGAGGCUAUGUCCUCCGACUCUUCCAUGGACACAUGGAUGAGUGCCUGGCCAUUCCUGCUGCUGAUCAGGGAGCCGACCAGCGCCGAAACGCCCAUUAUGAAGGAGGUGCCGUGUGCAGCCAUGCCAGAUCCCUGUGGAGACUGGAACCUCUUCGCAUUGGGUGGAGUGGCAGCCACAUUAAAUGGGGUCAGGCCUUCAGAAUCCGUCACAUCACCACGGGGAGGUACCUGAGUCUAGAUGAUGAAAAAGGACUACUCUUGGUGGAUCCUGAGAAAGCAAACACGAAGAGCUCAGCUUUCUGCUUCCGAGCUUCAAAGGAGAAGACGGAGGUGACUCAGAAGCGAGAUGUGGAGGGAAUGGGGACGCCUGAGAUAAAGUAUGGCGAGUCGAUGUGCUUUGUUCAGCACGUGGCUACCAGCCUUUGGCUCACCUACGCCUCUGUAGAUGCUAAAUCCGCUCGCCUCGGCCCCCUGAAGAGGAAGGCUAUUCUUCACCAGGAGGGUCACAUGGAUGAUGCUCUGACUGUUGCUCGCUCUCAGACUAUGGAGUCUCAGGCUGCUCGAAUGAUAUACAGCACUGCUGGACUCUUCACACAGUUCAUCAAGAGUCUGGACUCUCUAAGUGGAAAAAAUAAAACACCUGGUCCUCCACAGCCUCUGCCGCUGGACGCUGUUGUUCUCUCCCUGCAGGACCUGAUCUUUUACUUCCGGCCUCCAGAGGAGGAACUGGAGCAUGAAGAGAAACAGAGCAAACUGAGAUCACUGAGGAACAGACAGAACCUGUUUCAGGAAGAGGGCAUGAUUACUCUGGUGCUGGACUGCAUUGAUCGUCUGAAUGUGUACAACACAGCGGCUCAUUUCUCUGAGUUUGCUGGUGAAGAAGCUGCUGAGUCGUGGAAGGAGAUUGUUAACCUGCUGUAUGAGCUGCUGGCGUCACUGAUCAGAGGCAACAGGGCAAACUGUGCUCUGUUCUGUGAUAAUCUGGACUGGCUGGUCAGCAAACUGGACCGACUGGAGGCCUCCUCAGGUAUUCUGGAGGUUCUCUACUGCAUCCUGAUUGAAAGUCCUGAGGUGCUGAACAUAAUCCAGGAGAACCACAUCAAGUCAAUCAUUGCUCUGCUGGACAAGCAUGGCCGCAAUCACAAGGUUCUAGACGUGCUGUGCUCUCUCUGUGUGUGUAACGGUGUGGCUGUGAGGUCCAAUCAGAACCUCAUCACAGAGAACUUGCUACCAGGCCGUGACCUCCUGCUCCAGACCAGCAUCAUUAAUUAUGUCACCAGCAUGAGGCCCAACAUCUUCCUGGGAACCUGCGAGGGCUCCACUCAGUACAAGAAGUGGUACUACGAGCUGAUUGUUGAUCAUGUGGAGUCGUUUCUGACUCCACAGGCAGGUCACCUGCGGGUCGGCUGGGCGCUGACCGAGGGCUACAGCCCGUACCCUGGAGGUGGAGAAGGAUGGGGCAGUAACGGAGUCGGUGAUGAUCUCUAUUCCUACAGCUUUGAUGGACUGCACCUGUGGUCAGGUCGCGUUCCUCGCCAGGUGGCUUCACCCAGUCAGCACACCCUGGCAGCUGAAGACGUUGUGAGCUGCUGUCUGGAUCUGAGUGUUCCUAGCAUCUCCUUCCGCGUUAAUGGCCAUCCGGUGCAGGGCAUGUUUGAGAACUUCAACCUGGAUGGCCUCUUCUUCCCCGUAGUCAGCUUCUCUGCUGGAAUUAAAGUUCGCUUCCUCUUGGGUGGUCGCCAUGGAGAUUUUAAGUUUGUUCCUCCGCCGGGUUACGCUCCGUGCUUUGAAGCUGUUCUGCCCAAAGACCGUCUGCGCAUCGAGCCCAUUAAAGAAUAUAAACAUGACUUAAACGGCGUUAGGAACCUGCUUGGCCCAACUCAGUCUCUGUCCCACACCGCUUUCACCCCCAACCCUGUGGACACAGUGCAGAUUGUUCUUCCUCCUCAUCUGGAGCGAAUCAGGGAGAAGCUGGCUGAGAACAGUCACGAGCUGUGGGCCGUCACUCGCAUCGAGCAGGGCUGGACCUAUGGACCGUUUCGGGAUGAUAACAAGAAGCUGCACCCUUGCCUCGUGGACUUCCAGGGCCUUCCAGACCCAGAGAAGAACUACAAUCUGGCCAUGUCUGGAGAGACACUUAAGACUCUUCUGGCUUUGGGCUGCCAUGUAGGAAUGGGGGAUGAGAAAGCAGAAGAAAACUUAAAGCGGACCAAACUGCCCAAAACCUACAUGCAGAGCAAUGGAUACAAACCUGCUCCUCUGGAUCUGAACCACGUCAAACUGACCCCUAAUCAGAACACACUGGUGGAGCGGCUGGCUGAAAACGGACACAAUGUCUGGGCCAGGGACAGAGUCCGGCAGGGCUGGACCUACAGUAUCGUACAGGACAUUGUGAAUAAGCGGAACCCUCGUCUCGUACCGUAUAAUCUUCUGGAUGAGAAAACCAAAAAGACUAACAGAGACACAGUGUGUGCUGCUGUUCGAACCCUGAUCGGCUAUGGCUACAACAUUGAGCCUCCAGACCAGGAAAGCAGUGGUCAUGGUGUCGGUGAUGGCAGUGGGAAUAAGAUCCGAGUUUUCCGGGCUGAGAGGUCGUAUGCUGUGACCCAGGGGAAGUGGUAUUUUGAGUUUGAGGCUGUGACGGUGGGGGAGAUGCGAGUGGGCUGGGCCAGGCCAAGUGUCCAUGCUGAUAAAGAGCUGGGCUCAGAUGACCUGGCGUACGUCUUCAAUGGCUUUAAGGCUCAGCGUUGGCACGUGGGCAGCGAGCCUUUUGGGCGUCAGUGGCAGUCAGGUGAUGUGGUGGGCUGCAUGAUUGACCUGACUGAGCAGAACAUUAUGUUCACCCUGAAUGGAGAGAUGCUGAUCAGUGACUCCGGCUCUGAGAUGGCUUUCAAAGACAUUGAAAUUGGAGAGGGCUUCAUCCCUGUGUGUAGUCUGGGCCUCUCUCAGGUGGGUCGCAUAAACUUGGGCCAGAACGUGAGCAGCCUGCGAUAUUUCACCAUCUGUGGUCUGCAGGAAGGCUUUGAGCCGUUUGCUAUCAACAUGAAGAGAGACAUCACCAUGUGGUUCAGCAAAAGCCUGCCACAGUUUGUGCCGGUUCCAACCGACCAUCCUCAUUUUGAAGUGUCCCGUGUAGACGGCACAGUGGACAGCGCCCCCUGUCUAAAGCUGACCCACAAAACUUUCGGAUCUCAGAAUGCUAACACAGACCUGCUGUUCUUCAGGCUGAGCAUGCCCAUUGAGUUCCAUGAAACCUUCAAAGUGCCAGCAGGCCAAACCCCCCUGACCCGCGCUCUCACCAUCCCAGAGGAUGAGGUGCUGGAGGUGGACCCCAACUCAGAUUACGAGCUCUUAAAGAAAUGUGCCACACGCAAAGAGCAAGAGGAGAAAGAGAAGGAGCCCUCAGUGCCUAAAGAGCUUCCUGGCAUAAAGGAGGGUGAGAAUGAGAAAGACACGACUACAGAGAAGAGCAAAAAGAAAGGGUUCUUCUCCAAGGCAAAGAAAGCUGCUUUUAUCGCUCCCUCACCUGUAGUCCCCACUGUUCCCCGCCUGGUGGAGGACGUGGUCCCAGAUGAUCGAGACGAUGUGGAAAUCAUUUCAAGCACAACUACUUAUUACUACUCGGUGCGUGUGUUUGCCGGUCAGGAGCCUAGUGGAGUUUGGGUCGGCUGGGUGACCCCUGACUACCACCAGUACGACCUUCAUUUUGAUCUGAGUAAAGUGAGGAAUGUUACCGUCACCGUGGGAGAUGAUAAAGGAAACAUACAUGAAAGUAUGAAGCGCAGUAACUGUUACAUGGUCUGGGGUGGAGAGUUCAGCAGCUCCCAGCAGACACGCAUCAGUCAGGAGGACUUUGUGAUUGGCUGCCUCGUCGACCUUGAUACAGGUCUCAUGACCUUUGCAGCAAAUGGGAAGGAAGUCAAUACCUUCUACCAGGUGGAGCCCAAUACCAAACUCUUCCCCGCUGUGUUCUGUUUGCCCUCCAGCCAGAACAUGCUGCAGGUGGAGCUUGGCAAGCUAAAGAACAUCAUGCCCAUCUCGGCAGCCAUGUUCCGCAGUGACCGUAAGAACCCAGUUCCGCAAUGCCCUCCCCGCCUAGACAUGCAGAUGCUAACCCCGGUUAUCUGGAGUCGAAUGCCCAACGACUUUCUGGCCCCAGACACAGGGCGUGUGAGUGAGAAGCUUGGCUGGAUGGUGCAGUGCACUGAGCCACUCACCAUGAUGGCCCUGCAUAUCCCAGAAGAGAACAGGUGUAUUGACAUCCUGGAACUGUCUGAGCGGAUGGAUCUGAUGAAGUUCCACUAUCACACUCUGAAGCUGUAUGGUUCUGUGUGUGCUCUGGGAAACAACCGAGUGUCACACGCGCUCUGUAGCCAUGUGGAUGAGUCUCAGCUGUUCUAUGCUAUUGAGAACACCUACCUGCCAGGCCCGAUCCGCAGCGGCUACUAUGACCUGCUCAUCUCCAUGCACCUGGAGUCCGCUAAACGCAACCGCCUGAUGACCAACCGGGAGUUCAUUGUGCCCAUGACAGACGAGACGCGCAGCAUCACGCUGUACUCGGAUGCGGAGAAGGCCCACGCCCUGCCUGGCGUCGGCCUGACCACCUGCCUGCGACCCAAACUGCACUUCGCACCAACCGGAUUCGUGGGGACCAAUGCCGACCUGUACACACUCAGCCCCGUCAUACCUCUGCAGAUGCUGAAGGACCACGCCCUGAGCAUGCUGACAGAAGCAGUGCAGGAUGGUGGUCAGGCCAUGCGUGACCCUGUAGGGGGCAGUGUCGAGUUCCACUUUGUUCCAAUCCUGAAGCUAAUCAGCACCCUGCUCAUCAUGGGGGUGUUCGAGGACGAGGACGUCAAACACAUCCUGAAACUGAUCGAGCCGUCCGUCUUCAACGACUCUGACCCCCCAGUUCAUGAGGGAGAAGAGGGGGAGCAGCCAGAGCUCAGGAGGGAGGAGGGAGCCCAGGAGAGGAAAGAAGAGAAACACAGGGAGCAAGAAGAUGAGCUGGUGGAUGAAGGGGUCGCUGAAGAAGAAGAAGAGGAGGAGGAGCUGGAGGAGGAAGAGGAAGAAGAGGAAGAACAAACUGAGAGAGAGGAGGAGGGCCAAGAUGCCCUGGCUGAGAAAACCGACAGAGAAAAAGAAACCGAUGAAGAGGCGGGGCUUGAGGCGGAGCCUGCAGUAGGCAAGGAGGAGCCUAAGGAGCAUGAGGAUGUGGGAGAGGGGCUACUUCAUAUGAAACUGCCUGAGUCUGUUAAAUUACAGAUGUGUACACUGCUGCAGUAUUUCUGUGACUGUGAGCUUCGGCACCGUGUGGAGGCUAUAGUGGCGUUUUCAGACCGGUUUGUUAAUCAGGUUCAGACCAAUCAGAGACAGCGCUAUAACGAGCUUAUGCAAGCCUUUACAAUGUCCGCCGCAGAGACUGCUAGAAAGACCAGAGAGUUCCGUUCUCCACCACAGGAACAGGUUAACAUGCUGAUGAACUUUAAGAACUGUCCAGAGGAGGAGGACUGUCCGGUUCCUGAGGAAGUUCGUAGUGGUCUCCAAUUGUUCCACAAUGACCUGCUGGCUCACUGCGGAGUGCAUAUCGAGGAAGAGGAGGAGGAAGAGCAGGUGGACACAUCUCUGCGUGGGCGGCUCGUUCGGCUGCUGGAGAAGGUGAAGAAUCUUCGCAGGAGAAAGCAGGAAGCAGAACCGGAACCAGAGGAUGAGAAGAAGCCCAGCACACUGCAAGAGCUGAUCUCCCACACCAUGAUCCACUGGGCACAAGAGUCGUUCAUCCAGAACCCUGAGCUGGUGCGAAUUAUGUUCAGUCUGCUGCACCGGCAGUACGACGCUCUGGGCGAACUGAUCCGUGCCGUGCCCAAAGCUUACACCAUCAAUGCAGUGUCUGUUCAGGACACCAUGGAGCUGCUGGAGUGCCUGAGCCAAAUCCGCUCGCUGCUCAUCGUGCAGAUGGGUCCUGAGGAGGAGAGACUUAUGAUCCAGAGCAUCGGAAACAUCAUGAGCAAUAAGGUCUUCUACCAGCAUCCAAACCUGAUGAGGGCACUGGGUAUGCAUGAGACUGUCAUGGAGGUCAUGGUCAAUGUCCUGGGUGGUGGAGACUCCAAGGAGAUCCGGUUUCCACGCAUGGUGACCAACUGCUGCCGAUUUCUGUGCUAUUUCUGCCGAAUCAGCCGCCAGAACCAGCGCUCCAUGUUUGAUCACCUGAGUUACCUCCUGCAAAACAGUGGCAUCGGGCUGGGAAUGCGAGGCUCCACUCCUCUGGAUGUUGCUGCAGCGUCCUGCAUUGAUAACAAUGAGCUCGCUCUGGCUCUUCAGGAGCAGGACCUGGAGAAGGUGGUGAAGUACCUGGCAGGCUGUGGGCUGCAGAGCUGUCCGAUGCUGCUGUCUAAAGGAUACCCUGAUAUUGGCUGGAAUCCCUGUGGUGGAGAGAAAUACCUCGAUUUCCUGAGAUUUGCUGUCUUUGUUAAUGGUGAAAGCGUGGAGGAGAAUGCAAAUGUUGUAGUGCGUCUCCUGAUCAGACGGCCCGAAUGUUUUGGUCCUGCACUCAGAGGAGAGGGAGGAAAUGGCCUGCUGGCAGCUAUCGAAGAGGCCAUCAAAAUCUCAGAGGACCCUGCUAGAGACGGGCCAAGCGUCAAGAAAGACAGGCGCUUCCCAAUGUUUGGAGGAGAGGAGCAGCAUGAGGAGAACCGAGUCCACCUAGGAAAUGCCAUCAUGUCCUUCUACGCUGCACUCAUUGACCUGUUGGGUCGCUGUGCUCCAGAAAUGCAUCUAAUUCAAGCAGGUAAAGGUGAGGCUCUGAGGAUCAGGGCAAUUCUCAGGUCUCUGGUGCCGAUUGAAGACCUGGUCGGUGUUAUUAGUCUUCCAGUCCAGAUCCCUGCAUUUGGAAAAGACAACAGCAUCAUUGAGCCGAAAAUGUCUGCCAGUUUUGUUCCUGAUCAUAAAGCCCCAAUGGUGCUGUUCCUGGACAGAGUGUAUAGUAUUGAUAACCAAGACUUCCUUUUACACGUGCUGGAGGUCGGAUUCCUGCCGGACAUGCGGGCAGCAGCCUCUCUGGAUACAGCUGCGUUCAGCACCACAGAAAUGGCUCUGGCUCUAAAUCGCUACCUCUGCUCUGCUGUUCUGCCUCUCAUCACUAAAUGUGCCCCCCUGUUUGCUGGAACGGACCACCGGGCCAUCAUGAUCGACUCUAUGCUGCACACCAUCUACAGGCUGUCACGUGGCCGCUCACUCACCAAAGCUCAGAGAGACGUUAUAGAGGAAUGCCUGAUGUCCCUCUGCAGGUAUCUGCGCCCUUCCAUGCUGCAGCACCUCCUGAGGAGGCUGGUAUUCGAUGUGCCAAUUCUUAACGAGUAUGCCAAAAUGCCACUAAAGCUGCUGACCAAUCACUACGAGCGUUGCUGGAAGUACUACUGCCUGCCCAAUGGCUGGGCAAACUUUGGCGUGUCGUCAGAAGAGGAGCUUCAUUUGACUCGGAAACUCUUCUGGGGAAUUUUUGAAUCUCUGGCCCACAAGAAAUAUGAUGCAGAACUGUUUAAAAUCGCUAUGCCAUGCAUCUGUGCCAUAGCUGGAGCCAUACCUCCAGAUUACGUGGACGCCAGCUACUCCUCCAAAACUGAAAAGAAAGCUUCUGUUGAUGCUGAGGGCAACUUUGAUCCCAAACCUGUGGAGACCACUAACACCAUCAUUCCUGAGAAACUGGACGGAUUUAUUAACAGAUAUGCAGAAUAUACACAUGACAAAUGGGCUUUUGAACGGAUUCAAAACAACUGGACCUUUGGUGAGAUGCUGGAUGAAAAUGCCAAGACACAUCCUAUGCUCAGGCCAUACAAAACAUUUUCUGAAAAGGAUAAAGAGAUCUAUCGCUGGCCCAUUAAAGAGUCCGUAAAGGCCAUGAUAGCGUGGGAGUGGACACUGGACAAAGCUAGGGAUGGAGAUGAAGAUAAAACGGAGAAGAAGGCAGCUCGCAAGAUCUCCCAAACUGCACAGGCAACAUAUGACCCCAGCCACGGCUACAAUCCUCAGCCUAUAAACAUAUCAGGCAUGACGCUGUCCAGAGAGCUGCAGUCCAUGGCUGAGCAGCUUGCAGAGAACUACCACAACACCUGGGGCCGCAAGAAGAAAAUGGAGCUGCAAGCGAAGGGAGGUGGUACUCAUCCUUUGCUGGUGCCUUACGACACACUGACGGCUAAGGAGAAGGCUCGUGAUAGGGAGAAGGCCUAUGAGCUGCUCAGAUUCUUACAGCUCAAUGGAUACGCAGUUACAAGAGGACUGAAGGAUAUGGAGGGUGAUGUCUCCUCAAUUGAAAAGCGAUUUGCUUACGGGUUCCUACAGAAACUGCUGAAGUGGAUGGACAUCGCACAAGAGUUUAUAGCACACCUCGAGGCGGUGGUCAGCAGUGGCCGUGUGGAGAAAUCGCCUCAUGAGCAGGAGAUCAAGUUCUUUGCGAAGAUCCUCCUGCCACUGGUCAAUCAGUACUUCAAAAACCACUGCCUCUACUUUCUGUCCACUCCGGCUAAAAUCCUGGGCAGUGGUGGUCAUGCGUCCAACAAGGAGAAGGAGAUGAUCGCCAGUAUUUUCUGUAAGAUGUCUGCUCUGGUCAGACACAGAGUAUUUCUCUUUGGCACAGAUGCUCCGGCCAUCGUUAACUGUCUCCACAUCCUCGCCCGCUCGCUGGAUGCCAGGACGGUGAUGAAAUCUGGCCCUGAGAUUGUGAAGGCUGGGCUUAGGUCGUUCUUUGAGAGUGCAGCUGAUGACAUUGAAAAGAUGGUGGAGAACCUCAAACUGGGAAAAGUGUCCAAAGGCAACCAGCCAGUGAAAGGUGUCUCCCAGAAUAUAAACUACACCACCGUCGCCCUGCUGCCUGUCCUCACAUCACUGUUUGACCAUGUAGCACAGCACCAGUUUGGAGAUGAUGUGAUAUUGGAUGACCUGCAGAUGUCCUGCUAUAGAAUUAUGUGCAGCAUCUACUCUCUCGGCACAGUCAAAACUCCUCAUGCAGAAAGGCAGCGCCCCGCUCUGGGCGAGUGCUUAGCCCACCUGGCCGCUGCGAUGCCUGUGGCCUACCUGGAGCCUCAGCUCAAUGAGUACAAUGCUUUCUCUGUCUACACUACCAAAACCCCCCGAGAGAGAGCCAUUCUGGGUCUUCCUAACGAGGUGCAGGAGCUAUGUCUGGAUAUUCCGGAGCUGGACAUACUGAUGAAAGAGAUCGGUCACCUGGCCGAGUCUGGAGCUCGUUAUACGGAGAUGCCUCAUGUGAUCGAGAUCACUCUUCCCAUGCUGUGUAACUACCUGCCCCGCUGGUGGGAGCGUGGACUGGAGAACUUUCCACAGCUGGAGGGGCAGCUCUGCACUGAUGUUACCUCAGACCACCUCAACCAGCUGCUGGGAAGCAUCAUGAAGAUUGUUGUGAACAACCUGGGCAUUGAUGAAGCUCCCUGGAUGAAAAGACUUGCUGUGUUUUCGCAGCCUAUUGUAAGCAGGGCCAAGCCAGAGAUGCUGAAGUCGCACUUCAUUCCUACCAUGGAAAAGCUGAGGAAGCGCACAGCAAAGGUGGUGGCUGAGGAGGAGCAUCUGCGCAUGGAGGGCAAAUCAGAGGGAGACGAGGAGGAGGGGACCAUUAGGGACGAGUUCGCUGUUUUGUGCAGAGAUCUGUACGCCCUCUACCCUCUGCUCAUCCGCUACGUCGACAACAACAGGGCAAGAUGGCUGACCUGCCCUGACCCUGAUGCUGAAGAGCUUUUCCGGAUGGUGGGAGAAGUCUUCAUCUUCUGGUCCAAAUCGCAUAACUUUAAACGUGAGGAGCAGAACUUUGUGGUGAUGAAUGAGAUAAACAACAUGUCCUUUCUCACCGCCGACAGCAAGAGUAAGAUGAGCAAGGCUGGCGGCUCAGACGUAGAGCGUACCAAGAAGAAGCGACGGGGGGACCGUUACUCAGUGCAGACGUCGCUGAUCGUUGCAGCACUGAAGAAGAUGCUGCCCAUCGGACUCAACAUGUGCUCUCCUGCUGACCAGGAGCUCAUUAACCUUGCCAAGAUCCGCUACUCUUUGAAAGAUACAGAUGAGGAGGUGAGAGAGUUCCUGCAGAAUAACCUGCACCUCCAGGGCAAGGUGGAGAACCCCUCCAUGCGCUGGCAGAUGGCUCUGUAUAAGGAGAUGGCGGGGAAGGCGGAGGAUGCGGAUGCUCCUGAGAAAGUAGUGAAGCGAGUGCAGGAGGUCUCUGCGGUGCUUUAUCACAUCGAGGUGACGGAGCAUCCUUUCAAAUCCAAGAAGAUGGUCUGGCAUAAGCUGCUGUCCAAACAGAGGCGUAGAGCAGUGGUGGCCUGCUUCAGGAUGACCCCUCUCUACAACCUGCCCAGGCAUCGAGCGUCCAACAUGUUCCUGGAUGGUUAUAAACGGAACUGGCUCCAAACUGAAGGAUAUUCUUUUGAGGACAGGAUGAUUGAUGACUUGUCUAAAGCAAUGGAGCAGGAAGAAGAGGAAGAGGAGGAGACGGAGACAAAACCCGACCCUCUUCAUCAGCUCAUCCUUCACUUUAGCCGCACAGCCCUCACUGAGAAGAGCAAACUUGACCUGGACCAUUUGUACAUGGCAUACGCUGAUAUUAUGGCCAAGAGCUGCCACAUGGGUGAGGAAGAUGAAUGUGAAGAGGAAGAUCAGGGUGGAGGAGCAGAAGAGAUGUCGUUUGAGGUGCGACAGUCAGAGACGGAGAAAGAGAUGGAGAAACAGAGGCUACUGUAUCAGCAGUCUCGUCUCCACAAUCGUGGGGCAGCAGAGAUGGUCCUGCAGAUGAUCAGCGCCUGCAAGGGUGAGACGGGUAGUAUGGUGUCUUCCACUUUAAAGCUGGGCAUCUCCAUUCUGAAUGGAGGGAACAGUGAAGUCCAGCAGAAAAUGCUGGAAUACCUGAAGGACAAAAAGGAUGUUGGUUUCUUCCUGAGUGUGCAGGCCUUAAUGCAGACCUGCAGUGUUCUGGACCUGAAUGCCUUUGAGAGGCAGAAUAAAGCUGAAGGUUUGGGAAUGGUGUCUGAGGAGGGCACAAACAUGAAGCGAGAGCGGGGUGAGAAAGUGAUGGCAGAUGAUGAGUUCACCUGUGACCUGUUCCGGUUUCUGCAACUGCUUUGUGAGGGACACAAUAACGACUUCCAGAACUACCUCAGAACCCAAACUGGAAGCACCACCACCAUUAACAUCAUCAUUUGCACAGUGGACUACCUGCUGCGCCUACAGGAAUCCAUCAGUGAUUUUUACUGGUAUUACUCUGGUAAAGAGAUCAUUGACGAGCCAGGAAAGAGAAACUUCUCCAAAGCCAUGACCGUCGCCAAGCAGGUCUUCAACAGCCUGACUGAGUACAUCCAGGGACCCUGUACAGGUAAUCAGCAGUCUUUGGCCCAUAGCAGGCUGUGGGAUGCUGUUGUCGGUUUUCUUCACGUCUUUGCUCAUAUGAUGAUGAAACUGGCUCAGGACUCGAGUCAGAUCGGCCUGCUGAAGGAGCUUCUGGACCUACAGAAGGACAUGGUGGUCAUGUUGCUCUCACUGCUAGAGGGUAAUGUCGUGAACGGCACGAUCGCUCGUCAGAUGGUAGACAUGCUGGUUGAAUCCUCUAGUAACGUUGAGAUGAUCCUGAAAUUCUUCGACAUGUUCCUCAAGCUGAAAGACAUUGUUGCUUCUGAUGCUUUCCGGGACUAUGUGACCGACCCCAGGGGCCUGAUUUCAAAGAAGGACUUCCAGAAGGCCAUGGACAGCCAGAAACAGUAUACACCUUCCGAGAUCCAGUUCCUCCUGUCCUGCUCUGAGGCAGACGAGAACGAGAUGAUCAACUACGAAGAGUUUGCCAACCGCUUCCAGGAGCCAGCGAAAGACAUCGGCUUUAACAUUGCCGUGCUGCUGACCAACCUGUCUGAACACGUCCCUCAUGACACCAGGCUACAGAACUUCCUGGAACAGGCUGAGAGUGUGCUGAACUACUUCCGCCCGUUCCUAGGCCGUAUCGAGAUCAUGGGUGCCAGUCGGAAGAUUGAGCGGAUCUAUUUCGAGAUCAGCGAAGUGAACCGGCGACAGUGGGAGAUGCCGCAGGUACGCGAGUCCAAGCGGCAGUUCAUCUUUGAUGUGGUAAAUGAAGGUGGGGAGUCAGAGAAGAUGGAGCUCUUUGUCAACUUCUGUGAGGACACCAUCUUUGAGAUGAACAUCGCAUCGCAGAUCUCAGAGCAGGAGGAAGAGGAGAAAGGAGAGGACGAUGAGGAGAUUGGUGACACAGGAGAAGGAGGAGGUGGAGGAGGAGGAAAUGAUGAAGAAAUUGGUGGAGAAAACGGACAGCCAGAAUCAAGCUCUGCUUUCGCAGACUUUCUCAACGGUGUGGUCAACUUUUUUGGCAUGUUCACCUUCCGUAACCUCCGCAGGCAGUACCGGAAACUCCGGAAGAUGACUGUGAAGGAGAUCAUUAUCAGCAUUGCAACAUUCCUUUGGACAAUCCUGUUGGGAAUCUUUCAUUUUAUCUUCAGUGUGUGUAAAGGACUGUUCCUGCUUGUCUGGCACACCCUAUUCGGAGGUAGUCUGGUGGAAGGAGCAAAAAACAUCACUGUGACUGAAAUCCUGGCCAGCAUGCCGGAUCCCACUCAGGAUGAAGUACACGGAGACCUUCCCGGAGAACCCGGAGCUGGAGAAGAGCAAGAGGCCGGAGGAGUAAUGGACUCUGCAGAAGCAGCAGGAGGAGAGGAGGAAGAUGAGGAGAGCGCAGAGAAGGAUGUUGGAAAAAUCCCUGGUAUCGAUACCCCAGGUGGCCUGGGGGAUAUGGGAGACACCACUCCAGUUGAGCCCCCGACUCCAGAGGGGUCUCCUUUAACAAAGAGAAAGAUGCAGCCAGAAGAAACUGGAGGUGAGCAGACCACAGUUGCUGAAGAACCACCACCGGAGCCAGAGAAAGCAGAUACGGAAAAUGUAGAGAAGGCAGAAAAGGAAGUGGAGGUGAAGACUGAGGAGCCACAGGAAACACUGAAGGUUGAAAAGACCAGCAAGGCCAAGAAAGAAAAGAAAAUGUCCAGAGAAGAAGGAUUUGAGCUUUGGAAUGAGCUGGAUGUUCAAAGAAAUAAAUUCAUGAAUUACCUAUCCCGCAAUUUCUACAACCUUCGCUUCCUGGCUCUGUUUAUCGCAUUUGCCCUAAAUUUCAUUCUGCUGUUCUACAGGGUGUCGGACACUCCUCCCGGUGAGGAGUUUGAGGGUUCAGCCAUGUUUGAAGGAUCUGGUAUUUUUGAAUCUUCUGGAGAAGAGAUAGAGGGUUCGGCAGCUGAGGACAGCAUGGGUGACGAUGAUGAUGAGGAAGGCCCUGUGUAUUAUUUCCUGGAGGAAAGCACAGGAUAUAUGCAGCCCACGCUGUCCUUCCUUGCUGUGCUGCACACCGUUAUCUCCUUCAUCUGCAUCAUAGGAUACAACUGCCUCAAGAUCCCGCUGGUCAUCUUUAAGAGAGAGAAGGAGCUGGCGAGAAAGCUAGAGUUUGAUGGGCUUUACAUCACUGAACAGCCUGAAGAUGAUGAUAUCAAAGGACAGUGGGACCGACUUGUGCUUAACACACCCUCAUACCCUAACAACUACUGGGACAAGUUUGUGAAGCGAAAGGUUCUGGAUAAGUAUGGGGACAUCUAUGGCCGGGAGAGAAUUGCGGAGCUGCUAGGGAUGGACCUGGCCUCACUGGACGUCAGCAAACAACAGACUGAUAAGAAACCUGAGGAACAGGACAACUCCAUGCUGGCCUGGCUCACUGCAGUCGAUCUCAAGUAUCAGGUCUGGAAAUUUGGAGUCGUGUUCACAGAUAAUACAUUCCUCUACCUUGUCUGGUACACUGUGAUGUCGUUGCUUGGACACUACAACAACUUCUUUUUUGCAUGUCACCUGCUGGACAUUGCCAUGGGUGUGAAAACACUGCGGACCAUUCUGUCCUCAGUCACACACAACGGCAAACAGCUGAUGAUGACUGUGGGCCUGCUGGCAGUAGUGGUGUAUCUCUACACUGUGGUGGCGUUCAACUUCUUCCGCAAAUUCUACAAUAAAAGUGAAGAUGAGAAUGAGCCGGACAUGAAGUGUGAUGAUAUGAUGACUUGUUACCUGUUCCACAUGUAUGUAGGUGUGAGGGCAGGUGGGGGUAUAGGUGAUGAGAUAGAAGAUCCUGCUGGUGAUGAGUAUGAGCUCUACCGUGUUGUCUUUGACAUUACUUUCUUCUUCUUUGUUAUCGUCAUCCUCCUCGCCAUCAUCCAAGGUUUAAUUAUUGAUGCUUUUGGGGAACUGAGAGAUCAACAGGAGCAAGUGAAAGAGGAUAUGGAGACCAAGUGCUUUAUCUGUGGGAUCGGCAGCGAUUACUUUGACACGACUCCACAUGGGUUUGAGACCCACACUCUAGAGGAACACAACCUGGCCAAUUACCUGUUCUUCCUGAUGUACCUGAUAAACAAGGAUGAGACAGAACACACCGGUCAGGAGUCAUAUGUGUGGAAGAUGUAUCAAGAGCGAUGCUGGGACUUCUUCCCUGCUGGAGACUGUUUCCGAAAACAGUAUGAGGAUCAGCUGGGUUAACCAUGAGCAUUAUGUUCCUCCUACAUUAACAUACACAAAGAAUAGCUUAUUAUAGUCAAAUAUAUUAAACCAAAGAAAACAUUUUUAACUAAUUUAACAUUUGAACUAAUUUUAGUUGUAAGGCUAGGCUGAGCAUGAGAGUGUUUGAGGUGGAAGAAUCAGUAUUAUUAUACUGUAUUAAUAACUACAUUCACUUCUUUAUUUCAUUUUCUCAGUUCAAAAGCAGGAAGGCAUUUCUGUACCCUUUCAGAAGUGUAAUGGCUGAGUAGUGACUGUAGAUGGCAGGCUUCAAACCUAAACCUCUGUAAUUAUAUUUAAUAAAAUCUUCUGCGAAAGUGUU
This is a messenger RNA of Astyanax mexicanus (Mexican tetra), 15727 nucleotides long. It is a transcript of the gene ryr1a, whose product is annotated as ryanodine receptor 1a (skeletal). Bases 166 to 15387 code for a protein of 5073 amino acids. Gene Ontology annotation, cellular component: Z disc; sarcoplasmic reticulum membrane; calcium channel complex. Gene Ontology annotation, biological process: intracellular calcium ion homeostasis; calcium ion transmembrane transport. Gene Ontology annotation, molecular function: protein binding; ryanodine-sensitive calcium-release channel activity. The transcript has 106 exons. NCBI's taxonomy places the organism in Eukaryota, Metazoa, Chordata, Actinopteri, Characiformes, Acestrorhamphidae. The record is from RefSeq and is a predicted model, not a curated record.